This is a messenger RNA of Vicia faba (fava bean), 321 nucleotides long. The record is from the annotation of a GenBank genome assembly. NCBI's taxonomy places the organism in Eukaryota, Viridiplantae, Streptophyta, Magnoliopsida, Fabales, Fabaceae.
AUGCAUAGAAAUACCAUAGGUUGCAAGUGGAUUUUCAAGGUCAACGAAAAUGAGUUUGGUGUUUCCAUCUUGCAUGUUUGUGAAGAAUAUGCUUUCACGAAGGCUUUAGAAACAUGUGGCUUUCCCGUUCCAAAUGCUUUGGAACAUAAUCGACAUUGUGUAAUCAUGUCACUCGUCCAAGGUUAUCCUCUGUUUCAGGUGAAGCAAUUACAAAAUCCAUACACCGUUUUUGAGACAAUUAUUCGGCUGGCAGAGAAUGGUAUCAUUCAUUGUGAUUUCAAUGAAUUUAACAUAAUGGUAUGCUUGAAUAACUUAUGCUGA